ACAGUAGAAAUGGAAGAUAGCGAGGUCCAGUAUGCUUCUGUGGUUUUCAAAAGCAAGAGACCCCCACGAGCUAAAAAAGAGGAAGAGAUUGUAUACGAUGAAGUGAAGAAACACAACCAAACGUCUCAGCAAACAUUUGACACAAAUGGACCUUUGUCAGAAAGAAGCUACAGGUAUCAAAAGUUGGCUUGUUGCUUUGGGAAUCUGUGUGUGAUUUUGGUGAUGAUUAUCGUUGGAGUCAGCGUUUACUUUGUACUUCUGCACAGGAGUGAUGAACAGCAGCUGACACAGUUGAGAAGAAACAAAACAUUCCUGCUGGAGGAAAAUAUCAACCUGACAAGCCUUAGCAACAAACUCAGCUCAAGUUUCACCAUCCAGGUUCACAAUUUGACACAACAAAAACGAAACCUGACAGAAGAACUUCGUCGAGUUAAAGAGAAAAACCAGGAGCUGCAGACAGAUAAGGAAACUCUCACAAGACAAAUAGAAACCAUGAAGAAAACUUGGAAUGAGCAGAAACUCAGGAUCAUCAAUGAAUACUGUCACAGAAGAAACAACGAAAGGAGUGGUUCUUGUGAGAGUGGCUGGAUUUACUGUCAGUACAGCUGCUAUGCAGUUAAUGAUGCUGAACCUCCAACACAUAGAACCUGGAACGAAGCACGAGACGACUGCAAAAGAAAAACUUCAGAUCUGACUGUUGUUGGUAAUGAAGAAGAAAAGUUGUUUCUUGAUGACACCAGUUGGGAUAAACAAGGAAUUAAAGGAUACUGGAUUGGUCUCUGGGCUGUAGGAGGGAAAUGGAAAUGGAUCAAUGGAAGUGAUCUGACCAAUCAGGCCUGGAUACAACAGCAGCCUGCAACUGAUGGUCAGUGUGUAACUUCUCUCCAGAACCGAGAAUGGACAUCAGUGAGCUGUACUAAGAAGAACGCAUGGAUCUGUGAGAAGAAGAGUUAAUCUGUUCAGACAUGAAAUAUUCAACUUCUAUAGGUUAUUUAGAAAAAUUAAAACAAAAUAUCUAUUUUAUAGUUCUAAUGUAAAAUUUUUUCACCAGAUCUAAGCAGUUAUAGUUUAUUAUUCAAUAAAUUUAACAUAGCAGUGUUAUUUUAAUUACUGUGCUUGUUAUAAUCUAAGCGGUAAAAUUGCUUAGUGAGUGCAUUCCACCUUUAUUGAACUCAACAUAAUUUUACUCUGAGGAAGUGAACAGUAUUUAGAAAAGUAAAUUUCUUUCGGUGACAUACAAUAAUUCAUUUCACACAUUUGAAAUGGUUUUCUGCAGUUUGUUUCAGGGCCAAAAUGAAUAAAACUCAUUGAAAAGAGGUUGAGGACUGAUGUUUCUGUUUUCUUGAGCUUUUCUUUUGUUGUUGUUGAUGAUUUUAAGUCAGCAGAGGGUGCUGCAUUACUACUAAAAAUGACUGCUUUGAUGAAAUAAUAGACAUAUUUUUAAAUGUUGCGGUGAUGUGUCAUAUUACAAGUUUCGAUGCAUGUGCUUCUUUUAACAUUGUUAUUGUGAAUAAAACUAAUGUUUGUAA
Xiphophorus maculatus (southern platyfish) is the source of this 1529-nucleotide messenger RNA. Its product is annotated as C-type lectin domain family 9 member A-like. The transcript has 7 exons. The record is from RefSeq and is a predicted model, not a curated record. Lineage: Eukaryota; Metazoa; Chordata; Actinopteri; Cyprinodontiformes; Poeciliidae. Bases 10 to 954 code for a protein of 314 amino acids.